UCUGGUAGAUCUGUGUAUCUUCAUAACAACAAACUUUCAGAUGCUGGGUUACCUGAUAAUAUGUUCAAUGGCUCUGAUAACGUGGAAAUACUCAUCAUGUCCAGCAAUUUCCUGAAAUACGUUCCAAAGAAUCUCCCUCCAGCACUCUAUAAGUUACACUUAAAGAACAACAAGCUAGAGAAGAUUCCCAAAGGAGCCUUCAGUGCUCUUGCAGGUCUGCGGGAGCUCUAUCUACAGAAUAACUACUUGACUAAUGAAGGAAUGGACAAUGAGACUUUCUGGAAACUAUCUAGUCUUGAAUAUCUGGAUUUGUCCAGCAAUAACCUCUCGCAAAUCCCAAGUGGUUUACCUCGAAACAUCGUCCUCCUCCACCUGGAGAAGAAUGCAAUUAAGAUGAUUGGCAGAGACGUCUUGACCCAAAUUAAGAACCUUGAGUACCUUCUGCUCCACAAUAACAAGUUAAAAGCCAGAGGGAUUCACCCCUUAGCCUUCCAGGGCUUAAAGAAGCUGCACACUGUGCACCUGUACAACAACAUGCUGGAAAGAAUUCCCAGUGGGCUGCCCCGGCGAGUGAAAACACUUAUGAUCCUCCAUAACCAGAUCUCCGAGAUUAGCAGGAAAGACUUUGCUACCACUUACUUCCUUGAAGAGCUGAACCUGAGCUACAACAAGCUCAAAAGUCCCCAGAUCCAUCGGGAAGCCUUCCGUAAACUGAGGCAACUAAAAUCCUUGGAUCUUUCUGGGAACAAUCUCAACACAGUGCCCUUCGGCUUUCCCAAGAACCUGCAGGUCCUGAAGCUGAAGGAGAACGAGAUAAGCACCAUCCCCAAAGGGACUUUGUCUGGGAUGACAAAGCUGCGGGAACUCUAUCUGAGCAACAAUAAACUGAAAGUUAAUUCCAUUUAUUCAAGAGCAUGGAGAGAGCUCAGCAGUCUCCAG
Molecule: messenger RNA, 939 nt
Organism: Tinamus guttatus (white-throated tinamou)
Lineage: Eukaryota; Metazoa; Chordata; Aves; Tinamiformes; Tinamidae
Source: RefSeq, a predicted model, not a curated record